This is a messenger RNA of Trichomonas vaginalis G3, 437 nucleotides long. Its product is annotated as Prim-pol domain family. The record is from RefSeq and is a predicted model, not a curated record. NCBI's taxonomy places the organism in Eukaryota, Parabasalia, Trichomonadida, Trichomonadidae. The annotation marks the transcript as partial. The transcript has a single exon.
AUGACAGCAACAAACAACAACAACAACUAUAUCGUUUCUGAUGAAAAAGUUAUUGAUUCAUUAGCUGAGGAAUUAGUUGUGGCAGAAACUAAAACCCUCAACGAAAGAAUUGGUGAAAACAAGAUUGAUUUACAUAACUACCUCAAACACGAUGGAGGAAGAGGAAGGAAAACUGGUAUGGCUUUAUUAGUAAAUAAAAUUUCAAAUUUAACGAUUAUAGAUGUUGAUAUCAAUAAAUCAUACAAUGAUGAACUUAAAGAAACAGUUAGAAAAGACAUUUUAUCAAAACUUUCGGAUAAAGAUGUUAUCGUUAAAACCGCUUCAGGAGGUCUUCACAUUUAUUGCAACACUAAUUUCUUCUAUGCAGUUUCGAACAGAAUGAUUAAAUGCUAUUCCUGCAAUGAUUACGAUAUUGAUAUAAUGACUUCUAUGGAUGA